CGCGCUGGACGUGCGACCCUUCAAUGUGACCUGCCCACAUCCUCUGUUUAUGUUUUCUCCGUAAUUAAAAACAUUUAAUAAAAAAUGUUUCUCACCAGCGUGAACUUGGCUAAAGCUAAAUCCAAGACCAUCCUGGUGCAGAUGGUGAGCGCUGCCGGGACGGGAUACUUCUUUAACACCAAGAGGAACCGCCUCAGAGAGAAACUGGUGCUGCGGAAACACGACCCGUUCGUCAACAAACACGUCUUAUUCCUGGAGAAGAGGAAGAUCAGAUCGGUUUGAUGAACCAGCAAACACGGACAGCCUCUGAAAGACACUUUUAUUCACAGAGAUCAUAUGAAGCUUUGGCUGGGAGAGGAUUCUGAUUGGCUGCUGUUCAAUGGAGGAUUUCAAUCAUGGGAAAACAUCCGUAAGACUUCAGCAUGACGCUGAAAGAAUGAAAACGGACCAACAGCAAUGUCUGGAUGUAUUUGAUAUUUCAAUCUGCUCCUUCCGUCGUGUGAAAUUAU
Molecule: messenger RNA, 509 nt
Organism: Cyprinodon variegatus (sheepshead minnow)
Lineage: Eukaryota; Metazoa; Chordata; Actinopteri; Cyprinodontiformes; Cyprinodontidae
Gene: mrpl33
Product: mitochondrial ribosomal protein L33
Exons: 4
Coding region: 85-282 (65 amino acids)
Biological process (GO): translation
Cellular component (GO): mitochondrion; ribosome
Molecular function (GO): structural constituent of ribosome
Source: RefSeq, a predicted model, not a curated record